AUGUCGCGGGAAUGGUUUUCCAAGGCUCUUCUCCACGUCAAAUUCGAGGCCGAGAAUAACCAUGGGUGCGCCCGGCAGGAAACCCCCACUAAACCUUGCGCAUCGCUGCAAGCUUUCCACGCCGACCUCACUGAAGCUAUUGGCCAAUCAGAGCAUCUGUGCGCCAUUACGGCGAGCCGCGAGACUGCCAAACUCUUUCAGCCUUGCUGUGUGUACCUUUGCCCAGCAUUCAAAGACGUUGUCGCGACACACACCACAUCAACACCCUCCACGCCUAUCCCCAUCAGACUGCCGCCCAUCAUGUCGACCGAUCCUAAGAUCCAGGAGCUUCUCACCAAGUCGCGCAACGAGUUGACCGAGUACGAAAUCGCACAGCUCGAAGAGCACGAGUUCAGCGCCGGACCCCUUUCCAUCCUCCAGACCGCCGUCCGUAGCCACACCCAGGUCCUCAUCUCCAUCAGAAACAACCGAAAGCUCCUUGCGCGCGUCAAGGCCUUUGACAGACACUGCAACAUGGUUCUGGAGAACGUCAAGGAAAUGUGGACAGAGACGCCGCGCCUGGCCAACGGCAAGAAGGGUCGUCCCGUGAACAAGGACCGCUUCAUCAGCAAGAUAAAUCCAACAAUCGCGGAUGAGAAGGAGUUGAGCGUGUUGGUCUUGUUAUGCGGCCCCUCUACGAUAAUCAUCUGGGCCAUACACAAUAACGUUGAAACCGAGAAAACGGGGAGAACAAAGGGACUGCACUAUCCGGCCACACGAAGAAUAUGCCUCAACAAGAUGAAUUGGGACCGUGAACGAGGCGCGCUUGGUUUGGUGACAACUUGGCGCAUGCUCACCGUGCCAUACCGCGUUGAAGACAAAAUGGAUCAAUUGGGUUCUUUCAUUUUCUCCCUGACUCUUUGA
Molecule: messenger RNA, 903 nt
Organism: Colletotrichum lupini
Lineage: Eukaryota; Fungi; Ascomycota; Sordariomycetes; Glomerellales; Glomerellaceae
Product: LSM domain-containing protein
Exons: 7
Coding region: 1-903 (300 amino acids)
Biological process (GO): RNA splicing; spliceosomal snRNP assembly
Cellular component (GO): precatalytic spliceosome; U1 snRNP; U5 snRNP
Source: RefSeq, a predicted model, not a curated record